AAUAAAUAUUUGUCAAAAAGUAAUAAGAAAAGGAAAUUGAACAAACACAUUUUCUUCUCCCACCCAAAUCCCAAAUUCACAUAAAACUCGCAUUUCAGUACUAUUUAUCGUUACCGAGUUUAUCGCUCACUCGCUCAAUGACUCAGCGCCCACCGUCUUCCUCAAUCAACAAAUUCUCAGUCUACGAUUUCGACGAAGACGACGCUCAUCAACCCGUGAAAAAUCUUCACAAAAUGAACGGGAAAUUCAUAAACCCUAAGAAGCCCCGUUCUCCCAUUUCAAAAUACGCGUUCCUCCAAGCAUUUGCGGGUGGUUCAAAACCUGAAUCAAAGUCUAUUCCCGUUGAUCCAAUUGAACUGGACGAUGAUGAUUUAGAUGUAGAAGAAGAAGCUAAGGGCUUGCCGGAGAAAGCUGCAAACAAACCGGUAGAGGUUGACGAUGACGAUGAUGAUGAUGCUGGUGAUGAUGAUCAAGGCAUGAAUGCCGAUGCGUGUUCAAUUGAUUCGCCACUGCAUUAUUCUGCUUAUAGAGAGAUGUCUGGCUAUGCUGACUCUGCAGAUAGCGAUUUUGACUUGAAACAUCAGUCAUUUGAUAUGGUUUCUGACGAAGACGAUGAUAGCAGUCAUGAUAGUAGUGAAGUGAGUUCGUCGUCAAAUUCUACUUUUAAUCCAUCAAAAUUUCAAGGCUGCUUUGAAGACGAGCUAGUGCAGGAUGAUUCUGCUGCAUUUAAAAUUGAUGACAUAGAAAAGGUGGUUGCUGUUUUCCCUGAUUAUAUUCAAUACGAGGAAUUAUAUUCCACCAGUUCUCGGUUAAUAUUCUCGUGCGGCUCCCUGAGACUUGAAGGUCCAACAAACAAUCAAACUGGGAAAACUUUUAAAAUUGAAUGGGAAACUGAAGAUAUUAUAAAAAUUGAGUCAUGCUGGGUUGGAAAGAUUGAAACAGCAUUGAUCAACCUUUUCCUUAGAUCAAAAGAUUCUGAAGAAGUUGGCAUUACAAAUGAAAAACCAGGCUUUAAGAAAUUGAAAUUUGCAGUUUAUGAUUUAUAUUGGCCCACGGCAGAAGAGGCUAUCAAAUUAUUGGAUAUGAGAUACACAGAUCGCUGGAGUACUGUUUUCGACAUUAAUACAGAUAACUAUGGAAAUAAUUCUGUAAUAGGACAGGGCAAUUUGUUGUCUCAGAGGCGUUAUUUUCCCAUUUUUGAUGAAUCAUUUGAGGAGGUUAUUUAUCCAAAGGGGGAACCUGAUGCUGUUUCCAUUAGUAAGAGAGAUGUUGCACUUUUACAGCCAGAGACAUUCAUCAAUGACACUAUCAUUGACUUUUAUAUCAAGUAUUUGAAAAAUAAGCUCCCAACUGAUGAACAGAAGAGGUUUCACUUUUUCAAUAGCUUCUUCUUUCGAAAGCUAGCUGAUUUAGAUAAAGAUCCAUCAAAUGCUAAUGAUGGCAGAGCAGCAUUUCAACGUGUACGUAAAUGGACAAGGAAAGUUAACCUUUUUGAAAAGGAUUAUAUCUUGAUUCCCAUAAACUACAGUCUUCACUGGAGUUUGAUUGUAAUUUGUCAUCCUGGGGAAGUGCCAUGCUUCAAAGAUGAAGAAAUUAAAGAAUCUUCCAAAGUACCUUGCAUCUUGCACCUGGACUCCCUGAAAGGAAGUCAUAAAGGUCUCAAGAAUCUUUUCCAAAGCUACCUGUGUGAAGAAUGGAAAGAGAGACACUCCAAUAUGGUGGAUGAUUUUUCUUCUAAAUUUUUACAGUUGCGGUUCAUCUCACUAGAGCUGCCUCAGCAGGAGAACUUAUAUGAUUGCGGUCUGUUUUUGCUUUACUAUGUGGAACGAUUUCUAGAGGAAGCUCCUAUCAAAUUUAACCCUUUCAAGACAACAAAGUUCUCCAACUUCUUGACUGGUAGCUGGUUCCCUUCGGCUGAGGCUUCGCUGAAACGAUCUCAUAUACAGAACUUAAUUUUUGAAAUAUUUGAAAAUAGUUCUUUGCGAGCACCCUCUAUUGAUUGUCAUGGCAAAGGUCCUCUCUCUGAAGUGCCCGGUGUUAUGGAGCACAAUGUGGAAGCAGAUUUCUCCGGGGCUAGCUGUUGUCCUGCUACGUGGCAUGGGAAUCCUUCAAAUGGCUCUACUGAGAUUGAUUUUCAUUUCCCAAUUGUUUCACCAACAAGAGUUGUACCAUAUUUAAGAGAACCUGAUAAUGUUUUCAAGGACUUGCAAGUCGCAGAUGUAUCUCCAAAUUUCAAUUCUCGGAAGAUGUUAGUGUGUCAUCAAAAUGGAUUAUUGUCACCAAUAGAGGAAACUGAAGAGUUUGGUGACGAUGUAGAGAGAGCAAAUUCUCAGGCAGGCAUUUUGGCAUCUGGUUUACCAUCCACAUCAUAUAUAGGUAAAGAUCAUAGAGCAUCAGAAACAACACAGCAGGGAUUCUCUAUCAAUUUUGCGGAACCUGUCGAGGGCCUUUCACAUUCAAGAACAACUGCUAUAUCUUGGAACAAACUGGAUUCAGGUACUCUUGAAGACCAGCUUCUGGAGAAAAUGGAAGAGUCUAACAUUCCAAACAAGAUAGUUGUUAAAGAUUCUCAUGAGUCAAAUGACGGGAAUGAGAUUCAUGUUAUUCAAGAUUCUCAAGAGUCAAAUGACGGGCACGAGAUUGAUACAUGUGUGAAAUCUCAAACCUCAUUCCAAGAUAAUAUAAAUUCUGUGACCCAUCAAAUACUGGAUUUGGCUGAUAAUACUAGUGUUGAAGAUGAUAGUCUAGUGGGCAAGAGAAAAUCACUAGCAUCCGAAUCUCUAGAACAAGAUGACAAAAGGCGGACGCUAAUGAAUGAAACAGGUGGUACAAGUCGGCGUUUCACAAGGAGGAUGGUAAAAGAAACAUGUGUUUAAUCUAAUGUGAUGUGAAUAGUGUUGUUAGCAGCAGCAGAAAAUGUUAAUAGGAAAAUUAAAUGUUAAUAUUUUGAUUUGGAAGCAUUAACCCGGAACUGAAGACUCAGGCAGAAGAGAAGUAUGAGUAGAUUUAAGAACCGUGUUGGUACCAAUGCGUGCCCAUUGAUUAGUGAAUCUUUUUAUGCGUAGACA
Molecule: messenger RNA, 3068 nt
Organism: Trifolium pratense (red clover)
Lineage: Eukaryota; Viridiplantae; Streptophyta; Magnoliopsida; Fabales; Fabaceae
Product: probable ubiquitin-like-specific protease 2B
Exons: 17
Coding region: 138-2876 (912 amino acids)
Biological process (GO): proteolysis
Molecular function (GO): cysteine-type peptidase activity
Source: RefSeq, a predicted model, not a curated record